AGCAACGUUCUUACGCCUUUAAAGAAAAAAGUUCAAAGUAUUGGAACAAAAAAUACUAGAUACCAAUGUGAAGAAUUCAUCGGUUCUUUAUAAAUAUAAAUAAUAAAUUUUUUAAUAAAAAUCACAAUAUUUUUUAUUUUGGUCAAUUGCUUCUUCCGUCGAAUCGCGAAUUUAUAUACAAAAUGUGCAAACCGUUCAAUAUUUACUACACGAUAUUAUUGUCUUUAAAAAUACUUAUUUAAGUCUUUAUUCCAUUUUUUCACAAAAAAAGAUUAUCUAUACAUCGCAACUCUAAGGGCCGUUUAACAAUAUUUUUUAACACUAUUUUUACCACAAGUAGCUUAACUGGAUUAUGACUUUAACCGACAGAGCCGUUUUCAUCAACUUGCGGUUAGCGCACUUACAGAUAGAUGGUUUGAUUAUUGUGAUUGCGUGAGGAAAACAGUUCAUAAAAUUUGCAUUGUGGACAAACUGUAUAAACGACAUGUACGUGCAGGCUCAGACGAGGACUCUUUGCUGCCCAAACUGAUUUUCGUAGGGACGAUGAGGAAAGGCGAAUAGACUGUGCCGCUUAUACUCGCGUGUUAUUUUCCGAAAAAAAACAUAUCGUCACCUAAAAUGCAAAAGGCCGUAACUAACAAAAAAUUCAAAAUUGACUUUUUGAUUGAUUAUGAAGUACUUAACCGAAACACGUGUACACAGCAAAUUUUACAUGCAUACAUCCAAAAAUAACGACUUUAUAGGCGAGAAUCAGAAGGCCGCAACUACAACUUCAACAAUUUCAUAAACCAAAAAGCCGUAACUACCCUUUUUUCAUUCUCUUUGAUUCAAUUUCAAUGUGACACAUUGUGUUAUCCGUAAUUACAGUUGUUUUCAUUAUCUUUCAUUCUUUAUCAAAUUGUGUUAUUGUGUUACUGCCUUUAUUCCCGGAAUAAAACAAAAAUAAUAAAAUGAGUACUAAUUGUGAAAAUGGUUGUAAAGAAAAACUUAAGAAAAAUAAUAAAAGGUCCGGAAAUAUAAUAAACCGAUUGAAAGGAAAAAAUACAUGGGACUAUCGAAAGGCAUUAUUAGUGAAAAAGCUCCAAGAGAACUUAAAGCUGGAUGUACUUCAAAAUGCUGUGAGAAAAGUGCUGUACGGAAUUGUUCUACAUUUUCCGAAGAAAAUCGUAAGGAGAUAUUUAAUGGGUUCUGGAAAAUAUCAUGGGAUCAAAAAAAAAUGUAUGCUGUUAAUCUUGUUGAACGCGCGAACAUACAUAUGUAAGGCGAAUUGGUGUUGAGAACUCUAGAAGAUCAAUUACAAAACGUUACUAUUUAAAACAUCAUUCUAAACGUGUUCAAGUGUGCUUCCAUAUGUUUUUAUCUACGAAUUGGGUAAAUUUCAAUGACUCCCAUGGCACCAAUAUUUCGCCAGAAGAACAAAACAAAAUAACAUCAGAACGUAAAGCAUUUACUAAUGAAGGAGUCUUAUUUCAAAAACGUGUAAAUUUUCUGGAAAAAUGGUUGCAUGACAUUCCUAAGCUUGAAUCACACUACUGAAGACAGUAUACGAAGAAACUGUACUUGCGGUCCGAUUUUAAAAGCUACAAACAUGUCUAUGAAGUUUAUUCUAAAGACUGCGAGACUAAUGAAGUAGUUAAUGUAUCUUUUCCAACAUUUAUGGCAGUAUUAAAAAAACAAAACUGUUGUAUAUUUAAGCCAAAAAAUGAUAUGUGCGACACCUGCACAUCAUACGAAUCGAAGAACUUAACCCAAGAUCAGUACGACAUUCAUAGAAAGGAUAUACAAGACAUGAGAAGUGAAAAGUUAAUUGACAUAGAAAACGCCAAAUCAGGAUUACACUUGUUGUUAUGCAUUGACAUGCAGGCAGUGAAAUUGAUUGCACAGACAAAUGCAAAUGCCACGUACUAUAAAAUGAAAUUACAAGUGCACAAUUUCACAAUUUAUAACGUUAUUUCACAUGAAUCUGACAAUUUUGUCUGGGACGAAACAGAUGGUACCCUUGUUGCUUCUACCUUUGCUACAUGUAUAAUAAAAUACAUAAAAAAUUCCAUUAAAAAGUCACCAAAUAUUCAUCACAUAAUUAUAUAUUCCGAUGGUUGUUUCUACCAGAACCGAAAUGUAAUUCUCUUUAAUGCAAUAUUAUGUUUAUGUGUUCAAGAAAACAUAACUGUAGAACAUAAAUAUUUAAUAGUGGGACAUACACAAAUGGAGUGUGAUUCGACCCACUUUCUCAUUCAAAGAAAAAUCAACAAGAGACAAAUAAAUUUUCCAUCUGAGCUGUCUGGCUUGAUUAGAGAGUCUCGAAAGAACCCAUUUCCUCUAAAAGUGCACCAUGUUGAUUACAAGUAUUUCCUUGACUACGAAAGUAUUCCUAAGCGCUACGUAUCUAUUCGACCAGGCAAAAAAUCCGGAGAGCCAACUGUUAAUAUGAUCCGUGCCUUGGCAUAUGAUCCAUCUGGAAUAAUUUAUUAUAAAACAAAUAUCAACGACGAUUAUAACGUUUUGCCACAACGAACACAACAAAAAAAUAGGGACCUUCACAGUUACAUACCGAAAGAAUAUCAAUAUCCGAAAAGAAAUGGGAACACCUGCAGGAACUUAAAUUUUUACUUCCGGCUGACUGCCACAGCUUUUAUGAUAAUAUACCCUUUGUAUUGCAGGUUUUGUUGUUUUCAAAUGAAUUAUUUUGUUUUUCUUAACCAGUUUAAUUUAAUUUUAUUUUCUCGAAUUAAAUAGAUACAAAAAGACAUAACUUGUUAAAAACUUUUUUAGUUACAGCCUAAAAGCACAUUUUCUUAUUUUAACCAUUGCUUUCAUUUUAUACACAAUUUUUUCAAGUAGUUACGGCUUUUUGGUUUCAGAAAAAUGGAGUGCAAAAGGCCGUACCUAACAUUUCUUAAAAACUGCUUUUUUCCCGUUAAUUCGGUUUUCAGAAACAAAUCCGUCUUUGUUUUCUAAGCUUAAAUCUACAAUUUGGAUAUUUAGCUUUAAGUAAUCUUUAAUCUAUAACGGUUUUUGCUUCUCCUGUAAAAUACUAAAAAUGUUAGUUACGGCCUUUUGCAUUUUAGGUGACGAUAUUGAGAUUGUUCAACAUGUUGUCCAUAAAGUUCUGUUCAGGCGCCUAAUAUUCUUGACAGAUAAUCCGGAUUAACCGCGCACUUAAUCAGAUCCAAAUUUGUAGGUGACAGACGGCAGCUAUGCGAGUUUGAAACUCUUGUAAACAGCUGAUUGUCAUUUUCAAUGAAAAUGGAUAGAAUAUUGCGGUUGUUAGCCGCCCAAUUGUUAUAAAACCAUUUUUUAUUACAAAAACAUAUGUACAUAUCAACAUGCAAUUUUUAAAAACUCUAAAAUUAUGUGGAUUAAAUGGGAGUUCCCAACGGAGUUAUCUUCACUAACUCCUAAAUUAUUCCGGAUUAACGCUACCGUCUGUCAAUGCUAUAACCAAACAUAUGCGAAUGGCAUAUUUUAAUUAGACAAAAUUAAAAAAAAAAGCUAAGUACGCAUUGUUUAUAAAAAAUCAUUUGAAAAGCGAUUUUUAAGUUGAACUAAUUAUGUUCCAGAAGUGAUAAAAACUUAAAAUUUUCAAAAAUCGCGAUGAUGAAAAAAGUUGAAAUCCGGUUAACUGUUUGUCUAUCCGGCCGCG
Bactrocera dorsalis (oriental fruit fly) is the source of this 3643-nucleotide messenger RNA. RefSeq lists its product as uncharacterized. The record is from RefSeq and is a predicted model, not a curated record. Lineage: Eukaryota; Metazoa; Arthropoda; Insecta; Diptera; Tephritidae. The transcript has 2 exons. Bases 1657 to 2736 code for a protein of 359 amino acids.